CUUAAUGUUAUCAUUGCUUUAUCUUGUUAUUAGUAGAUAUUUUGUUUCUAUGUGUUUAAUAUUGUUAUGAUUUUCUUUUACAGCAUGGUGGAUGAGUCCUUUCUGUGAUUUCUUUAUAGUAAAGGGGUUAUGAUAUGCCACUCUUUUCAACAGCAGUUUUCUGAUUGGUUUGGUUAGAAUUAUGCUGGUUUAGGGAUCUCUGUUGGAUUGGGCUUUUGAUGUUCCUUUUAGGAAUACAUCAGAGUUCAUCCAAUUAACCAUAAUUUUGGUCGGAGAAUUGAAGGUGGCUUUGAUCUGAGAUUUUAUUAGGAUUUGGUUCUCCUUCUCCAGUCUUGGCAUUGUUCUGAAUUCGGUUGAUUGGUGAAAGAGUUUUCUUAAAUCUAUUGUUGAUGCUGCCAAAAAGGUUAGAGGAAUUGGUUAUCUGCCUAGAUUGAAUCUUUUGGAAUCUAUAGAACAGUUCUCAUGGAGAUAAAAAUCAAUGGAGACGGAACUCAUUUAGAAUAGCUUGGGAAUGUCAAGUGAAAGAACUAAUUCGUUAAAAUUUCCUAUUGAAUUCAGAAAGGAUCCAGGUAAUGCUGCAGAGAGUUAUGGUUGUUCCAUGGAAGUUACUGUGACACCACCGGUACAAAUGAAUGCUGAGCAUGGUGGUUGCAACGAAGUGAAGGUUAAACGCUCUCGUCAGUGCAGAAAUGGGAUAGAUUAUUGUAUGCUUGAUUAUAGCUCAGAAGGGGAAUCAGACCAUGAAAGGCUCAUCAAGGAAACUGCUAGAUGGAUUCCAGAAAAAGCGUGUAGACCAGUUAUUGAUGAAGCUCCUAUAUUCUACCCCAAUGAAGAGGAGUUCAAAGACACUCUUGGUUAUAUUGCUAGCAUACGCCAGAAAGCUGAACAAUAUGGUAUAUGUCGCAUUGUGCCACCACCUUCUUGGAAGCCUACCUGCCUUCUGAAAGAAAAGAGCUUCUGGGAGGGUGCCAAGUUUGCUACUCGAGUUCAAGAAGUUAACAUGCUUCAAAAUAGAGAGCCAAUGAGAAAAAGAUCCAGGAAUCGGAAAAGGAAGAGAAGAAGACGCAUAAGAUUUGGAAUGACUCGCAGACGUAACAGCUCCAAUAGUUCAGAUGCUAAUGACUGUGCUGCCUCAGACACAGAAGAAAAGUUUGGUUUCCACUCUGGCGCAGACUUCACACUGAAACAAUUCCAGGAAUAUGCUAAUGACUUCAAGGUGAAAUAUUUUGGCAUAGAAGAUUCUAGCAAAACCUUAGUUUCCUGUAAUGAGGGUCCUUGGAAGAUUUGGCAACCCUCAGUGGAGGAAAUUGAAGGGGAAUACUGGCGAAUAGUUGAAAAACCAACAGAAGAAGUCGAGGUACUCUAUGGUGCUGAUUUGGAAACUGGUAUAUUUGGUAGUGGGUUUCCUAAAGCACCAUUAUCAAAUCAAAUUUACUCAGAUCAAUAUGCGCUGUCAGGCUGGAACUUGAACAAUUUUCCUCGACUCCCUGGUUCUGUACUUUCUUUUGAAAGUGGAGAUAUCUCUGGAGUCCUAGUGCCUUGGCUAUACAUAGGGAUGUGUUUUUCAUCAUUUUGUUGGCAUGUCGAAGAUCACCACCUUUAUUCUCUGAACUAUUUGCAUUGGGGUGAACCAAAAAUGUGGUAUGGGGUCCCUGGAAGUGAUGCUGUGAAAUUGGAAGAUGCCAUGAGAAAGCAUUUACCAGAAUUAUUCAAAGAACAACCUGAUUUGCUGCACGAAUUGGUAACUCAAUUGUCUCCUUCAGUUCUAAAAUCUGAGGGUGUUCCAGUUUACCGUGCUAUUCAGAAUCCUGGGGAAUUUGUUCUUACUUUUCCAAGAGCAUACCACUCUGGUUUCAAUUGUGGAUUCAAUUGUGCAGAGGCUGUUAAUGUUGCUCCCUUAGACUGGUUACCACAUGGACAGUGCGCCGUUGAGCUUUACAGCAAGCAAUGCCGGAAGACAUCUGUGUCCCAUGACAAGUUGCUGCUAGGUGCUGCAGAGGAAGCUGUCAAAGCACUCUGGGAGCUUUCAUUCUUAGGGAGUAAAAGCCCAGAUAACUUGAGAUGGCAAAGAGUUUGCGGAAAGGAUGGAACGCUUACUAAGUCUAUUAAGGCAAGAGUCUGGAUGGAGCAGAAAAGAAGAGAGUCUCUUUGUAAUACAUCACAGUUUAGGAAAAUGGACAAGAAUUUUGAUGCAUCAAAAGAAAGAGAAUGCUUCUCAUGCUUUUAUGAUCUGCAUCUCUCUGCUUCAGGUUGUGUGUGCUCUCCAAAUCGUUUUGCAUGUUUGACCCAUGCAGAACUACUUUGCGCAUGUGAUCCGAGGAAGAGGUUUUCCCUUUUUCGCUAUAACAUGGAAGAAUUAAAUGCCCUUCUGGAAGCUUUGGAAGGGGAUUUGGAUGCCAUGAGACGUUGCGCAUUAGAUAUACUAGGACCGGUCCAACUUCCACAACUGGAAAUGCAGGAUAAAUCUGGAGAGACAAAUACGAAGGACUCAGAUAAAAGCUUGUAUGAAUCACAGAAACAAUUUAUCAGCAACAAUUUUGGAGAUGCAGAUACCUCUGAUCAGGAUAAUGGAAGUCAGGUAUGCAAAGAUGUCUAUCUUGAACAGAAAAGAAGCGAGAGCCCUGCUUGUUUCCAAACGACAGAAGAAAUCCCUGAUAUCAAUUGGCCAUGCAAAUCUGACCAUAAAAAUGCUUCAAAAGUUAUUGAAGAAAAUUGUCGACGUCCAGGAAUGUUUUAUGCUUCCAGUGUAAAGGAUGAAUUUGGAAGUGACAACCUUGACAAAGAACCCUUCCUUACCAAAUCAGAUGCAGUUGAUCUGCAGCAAGUUGAAGUUGCAUCCAAGUCAUUGAGAUAUAAUUUGUUUGAUGGUAGUACAGGUGAAAAGCAUCACAGACAGCGUUCUGAUCUAAACACCAGGCAACCAUCCAAAGAAUCAAAUACUAGAAUUCCUGCAUGUCUUGAUAGUGAAGAAGAGCAAGGCUGGAGUUCUGAUAUGUUAAAAAAGUCACAUCCCUCAUCUUCCUUGGGUGUUAAUGAUCAUGCAUGUGAUAGAACUCAGAUGGCGUGUAAGUCUAAGAUAACCAAUAGUAUGUUGAUAUCAGGUCCAGACUACAGAUACUCCGUUUUACCAAGCCAUCCUUCUGAGUUGGUUUCCGAGUGUGAUUUGAUCAACAGAGUUUCGAAUGUGGCAUCAUGUUCCCAAGGUGCUGAAUGUGUCUCCAAAUCUAGUGCAAAGCUAUUCGGAAUUGAGCUUCAGAAACUUCAGCGAUGCCUAACCACACAUUCAGAUGGUGAAGGCACUCGACUUGUGCCUGCUGAUCUGUCUCAAUUUAAUGAAUUGAACCAACAUAGUCAUGAAACUGAAAAGGUUAACCAGGUAUUGAAGUAUUGUGUUGAGCCUCUUAAAUUUGGAAUGGUGAUGCCGGGAAAGCGAUGGUGCAGUAAGAAAGCAAUCUUUCCAAAAGGAUUCAAAAGCCGGGUCAGGUUUUUCAGCGUGCUUGAUCCUACAAGGAUAUGUAACUACAUCUCAGAAGUACUGGAUGCUGGACUUCUUGGACCUCUGUUUAAGGUUACAGUAGAAGAGGACCAGGAGCAGACCUUUAUGCAUGUUUCAGCGCAGCAGUGUUGGGACAUGGUUCGAGAAAGGCUAAACCAAGAGAUCAUAAGACUAUGUAACUAUGGGAAGCAAAAUCUCCCCCCAUUGCAGCCAGCAGGGAGCAUAGAUGGGCUUGAAAUGUUUGGCUUUCUAUCCCUAUCAAUCAUUCAGGCUAUUGAGGCUCUUGAUCCUUAUCACCGGUGUUCAGAUUACUGGGCAUCGAAGUCGAACGUACGGUUGACAUCUGAACUGAUGAUGCAAGUAAGAAAUCACCCAGCUAUAGAGGUGGUUAAGAACUCAGCUACCAGAAAUGAGCCAGAGAAGUGCCUACUUCAAUCAAGAAAUACAGGAAAAACAGUAAACAAGUUGUUUGGUGUAGAUAUAACUGGGUCGGAGAAGGACCCACCAGAUUCAAGCAGCCAUGUAUCGGCCGAAGAGGUCCAGCAUGUGCUCGGAGGACUGUUCGGGAGGGCAAGCAUGGAAGAAUUAAGAAUGAUGCACAAGAUAUUCUGCAGUAGUUCAGGAAGCAACAAUUGGAGAUCAGCAUUAGAUACAUUGCUGGAUGAGAUUCAGAGGAAGGUACGUAAAUAAGAAUUUAGACCAAAGUAUGCAUAUAAUUUCUCUCGGGGACGAGCUGAUGAGGCGAACAACCAUGAACUGGUUGACACCUCUCCUCGAGGGCCAAUCAUUCUUUCUUCCAUAGUAGGUAACAUGACUAUAUUUCUAGUUUUUUUCGCACAAUUUCUUUUUUGGUUUAUCCUUUCCAAAGCUCCAUACAGAACAUGGUGGGGUCUGGCAUUGCUUCUAAAUGCAAUUAUGCCCCAUCAUGUUCCUAUGGAGUAUUUACUCUCUUAUUGGAUUGUGGGUUUCAGCUUUAUUGGCCCAUGUAGUUGGCAAUGAGAUUAAUUGCUUCAGUGUAGAACACUUUUAACUCAUAAAUCAGGAGAAGAAUUUUGUGCA
This is a messenger RNA of Phoenix dactylifera (date palm), 4555 nucleotides long. Its product is annotated as lysine-specific demethylase JMJ18-like. The record is from RefSeq and is a predicted model, not a curated record. NCBI's taxonomy places the organism in Eukaryota, Viridiplantae, Streptophyta, Magnoliopsida, Arecales, Arecaceae. Gene Ontology annotation, biological process: chromatin remodeling; regulation of gene expression. Gene Ontology annotation, molecular function: histone H3K4me/H3K4me2/H3K4me3 demethylase activity. Gene Ontology annotation, cellular component: nucleus; chromatin.